Messenger RNA from Brienomyrus brachyistius, 2595 nucleotides. Its product is annotated as caprin-1-like. Gene Ontology annotation, molecular function: RNA binding. The transcript has 18 exons. The coding region runs from base 142 to 2157 and encodes 671 amino acids. Lineage: Eukaryota; Metazoa; Chordata; Actinopteri; Osteoglossiformes; Mormyridae. The record is from RefSeq and is a predicted model, not a curated record. Gene Ontology annotation, cellular component: cytoplasm.
CUUUCAAUUGUCGGUGAAACCGGCGGGGAGGAUCGGAGGAUAAAAAGGAGGAGGCGCAAAUAAAACAAACGCAAUACAACUUUAAAUUUAUUAAAUCCCACGCGAAUACUACUCUCCCUCGUGGAUAUAAAGAUAUCAAAGAUGCCCGCAGCAACGAUUGGCAACAGUACUGUUCAAUCCUCGAGUCCAGAAGUGGGUUCUGGACCUGGGUCUGUUUUCUCCAUGACUGGCCAGUCAUCUGGGGCACAUACCGAGGCCAUGAAGCAAGUGCUUUGCGUCAUCGACAAGAAAGUCCGUAACAUGGAGAAGAAAAAGAGCAAGCUUGAUGACUACCAGGCAAAGAAGAACAGGGGAGAGCGUCUCAACCAGGACCAAUUGGAAGCCUUGUCCAAGUUCCAGGAGGUGGUGAAUAACGUAGACUUCGCUCGGGAGUUACAGAAAAGCCUCUUGGCUCUGGGUCAAGAUAUGCAGAAGGCGAUUAAAAAAUCUGCAAGACGAGAGCAGCUGCUGCGGGAGGAAGCGGAGCAGAAACGGCUGAAGUCUGUACUAGAGCUGCAGUUCCUGCUGGAGAGUCUGGGGGACGAGACUGUGCGACAGGACCUGAAGCAGGGCACCGACGGCUCACCUCUGCUCACGGAUGAGGAUCUAACGGACCUUGACAACCUCUACAAGCUGAUGCAGGUGGAGCGUGACCCCAACAGUAGGCUCACUGACCAAUUCGAGGAGGCGUCAGUACACCUCUGGGAGCUACUCGAGGGACGGGACAAGGAAGUAGCAGGAACCACAUACAAAGUACUCAAAGACACCUUGGACAGGGUUAUGUCGAGCGGAUACUUUGACAGAGCCCAUGCCCACCACAAUGGGGUGUGUGAGGAGCUGCAGCACGAGGAGCCGGUGGCAGCUAAGGUCGAGACGGAGGUGCCGCCUGCAGAGCCAGAAGGGGAGUUCACUGAGGAGGUCACAGAAUCGAUUGAAGUCGAAGGCCAAGAGUUUGUAAACCGGCAGUUCAUUCCGGAAAGUGCUUACAGCAGCAGAGACAAAGAACAUGGAGAAGAGUGGAAUGCAGAAUCAGAGGUCAGUACUGUCCAACAGCAGCAGCUGCCUGUGCAGGCAGGUCUCCCCGCCGCUGUGUCCGAACCCCACACACCAAACUCCGUCACGUCGGCACCCCCUGCAGACCCUGUGGUUCGAAAGCAGGCGGUACAGGACCUCAUGGCACAGAUGCAGGGUCCCUACAACUUCAUGCAGGACUCCAUGCUGGAGUUUGAUGGCCAGGCCCUAGACCCUGCCAUUGUGUCUGCCCAACCCAUGAAGUCCACUCAGAACAUGGACCUCCCACACAUGGUGUGCCCUCCAGUUCAUGCAGAAUCCCAACUGAUCCAACCCAGCACCAGUCCUGUACUGCUAGAACCCCCCCAGGUCUCUUUGAUCUCUUCCACGUCUGAAGCUUAUUCCUCAGCACAACCUCUGUACCAGUCCCCCCACACGACAGACCCCCCACCACAGACUGAUGCCAGCAGCCCCAUUCAGCAGGUGUUCCAGCCAGUACCAAAGGCGCUCCAUAGCAGCGGCAUCAAUGUGAACGCAGCCCCAUUCCAGUCCAUGCAGACGGUGUUCAACAUGAACGCCCCAGUGCCGCCGGGUAACGAGGUUGAUACCCUGAAGCAGCCCGGGCAGUACCCGAGCACCUACAGCCCCGGGUUCAGCAGCCAGGCGCCACACCCAGCCGAGCAGGCUGAGCUGCAGCCAGAGCAGCUGCAGUCUGUCAUUGGUGCCUUCCACACACAAGAGCAAACCAUUCCUGCCCCAGGAGGCCACCAGUCCAUGUCCCAGCAGGCCCCACAGCAGAGUGCGGCUUUCGGCCGGCCGGGACAGUCCUUCUACAACGGCAGGGCGAUGUCGCGUGGUGGGCUCAGGAACUCCAGAGGCAUGCUGAACGGAUUCAGGGCGCCCUCCAGUGGUUUCAGAGGUGGCUAUGAAGCUUAUCGCCCUCCUUUCGGCGACACCCCCGCCAGCGGUUAUGGACCAGCCCAAUUUAACCCCUCCCGCGACAGCAGCAGCUACCAACGGGAUGGGUACCAGCCGAAUUACAAGCGUGGAGCUGGCCAGGGCUCUCGAGGUACCUCUCGAGGGAAUGCUCAAGCCAUGAGGUCCUGAAGGUUUGGACUGUCCUCAAAGGCCACAGUGAACAUUCAAAGUGCAUCUGCCCAGCCCACCUAGUUACUUUGGCCCCUCCUCCCCUGAGUGGUUCCCAAACAUUCUCGAUCUGAGUGAGCCCGCUUUUAUGUAUUUAGAAGAAAUGGUAGAUGUCAAAAUUCAUGUAAAGCUGCAAUCCUUGGCAAACCUGUUUGGACACAAUCCUGUAAACUUGAAAGAUUCAUUAAUUUAUUUUUUGUAAAAAAAAAAUAAAACCUAAAAAUUCCCCCUCACUGCUGGUCUACUUCCUGAGAGUGCUUUUCUGACUGGCCGCUCUUUCGUUUAGGAUUCAACUUUUUUUUUAAUUUUUUUUUUUUUUAUACAUUUUAAGCUCCCACAUCCCACAUUUGUAAAUUUGAUGUUGCCUCUUCAAAGUUUCAAUAAAGAUGUGUUGCAUUA